AUGUAUGCUGAAAUGGCAGACUGCUGUGCUAAAGAAGAACCUGAGAGAAAUCGCUGUUUCCUGAAUCACAAAGAUGACCACCCAGACCUCCCUGAAAUCAUAGACCCUGAAGCUGAAGUUCAGUGCCAAGCCAUCCAAGAGAAUGAAAACAAACUACUCAAAAGUGACCACAUGGUUGUCUUUGCCAAUUUCAGCUACAUCUAUGAAGUUUCCAGAAGACGCCCCUACUUCUACGCCCCAGAACUCCUUGUCUAUGCUCAUCAGUAUAAGGAAGCAGUGAAAGAAUGUUGCCAGGGUAUUGACAAAGCCACGUGCCUCCAAGAAGAGCUCAUAGGCCGGCUAAGUCAGAAAUUCCCUAAGAUCGAAUUUGCUGAACUUCAUAAAAUAGUGGAUGAUCUUGCCAAUGUUCAUAAGGAAUGUUGCCAUGGUGACCUGUUGGAGUGUGCUGAUGAUAGGGUGGCUCUUUCUGAGUAUGUUUGUAACCACAAAGAUGCAAUCUCCUCCAAACUCAGAAAAUGCUGUGACAAGCCUGUAAUCCAGAAGAGCCAGUGCAUUGCUGAUCUGGAGAAUGAUGACAUUCCUGCUGACCUCCCUAACUUCCUUGCUGAAUAUGUAGAAACCAAGGACGCCUGCAAAAACUACCAGGAAGCAAAAGAUGUCUACUUAGCCCACUAUCUGUAUGACAGUGGAAGAAGACAUCCUGAGCUUGCUGUUACCACACUGCUGAGGCUUACCAAGGACUAUGAACACACACUUGAGGAGUGUUGUGCCACAGCUGACCCUCCUGCUUGCUAUGCCAAAGUGACUGAACAUCAGAAAGCUAUUAUUAAUGAAAGCAGCCAUUUAAUAAAGGUAAGAUGUGAUCUUUUUGAAAAAGUUGGAGAAUAUAAUUUUGAAAAUGCAACACUGAUCAGGGAUACCAAAAGAUUACCUCAAUCGCCAACCCCAACAUUGGUGGGCCUUGUGCAUCACUUUGGAAAAGUUGCCACUAGAUGCUGUAAACUUGGUGACCAGGAAAAAACAGCCUGUGCUGAGGACCAUGGGGCUAUCGUAUAUGACAAGCUGUGUCACCAGCAUGAGAAGACCCCAGUGAGUGAUAGAAUCACCAAAUGCUGCACAGACUCCUUGGUGAACCAGAGGCCCUGCUUCAAUGCCUUUGGAGUUGACGACCCAUACAAACCGAAGGCAUUUUCUGCAGACACAUUCACCUUCCAUGCUGACCUGUGCACACUUCCUGAAGAAGAGAAACAGAACAAUAAGCAAAGUCAGGAGCAUUUAGUCUCCUGCGUUCCUCAAACUCAUUCUCCUCCUCCUUGAGAAUGAGAAAGACAUUCUGCUGACAACACGAGCAAACCUUUCUGUUUUAGGGCGAGAAUCUGUCAGGGAAAAGAAUUUAGAAAGUGAUACAGGUGCAAGUCACUCAGAAGAAACUUGCGGGGCAAAUGACUGUAAUUGGGUAGUAACUAAUAGUAAUGAUUACUACUAGUAUUUACAUAGAUUUUAAAAUUUCCAAAGUACUUUUACAUAUAUUAUCCCCUUUGAUCUUCACAACAACCCUGAGAGUAUACUGGUGGAACUUGUGAAACAUAAGCCCCAAAUGACUGAUGACCAACUCAAGGGUGUAAUUACUGAUUUCACUGCAUUUGGGACAAGUGCUGCAAAGCUCCCAACCAGGAAGCCUGCUUGCUGAAGACGGUCCCAAACUGGUUGCUUCAGCUCAAGCUACCUUAGCUUAAACACCAGAUGGACAAGCCACCACUAGUGUUUCAGUUGACCAGUGGAUGAAAACAGAGAUGAAAUUGAGCGCCCAAAAUUCAGCAUCUGUUUUGUUUCUCUGUUGGUAUCAAAGUGACAGAGUUAAGAAAACAUCAACUUUGCCGUAAAUUUUUUAUCAUUUCCCAGUGUCACAAUAAAUAAUAAAGAAAAUUAUAAUUAUCA
Phascolarctos cinereus (koala) is the source of this 1938-nucleotide messenger RNA. The record is from RefSeq and is a predicted model, not a curated record. Lineage: Eukaryota; Metazoa; Chordata; Mammalia; Diprotodontia; Phascolarctidae.